Messenger RNA from Chelonoidis abingdonii (Abingdon island giant tortoise), 2324 nucleotides. Lineage: Eukaryota; Metazoa; Chordata; Testudines; Testudinidae. The record is from RefSeq and is a predicted model, not a curated record.
GGUCAGAUUCCCUUAACAAAAAUGGCCGCAGGGACGAUUCGUAGUGGGGCGAGGCGGUAGAACUACAAUUCCCACGGCUUAGUGCGUGCUGCCCGGGUGCAGAGCCGCCCGGCUGGCGUUGAUGGAAGCGUGGCGCUGUGUGAGGAGGGGCUGUAGCCGGUGCGGCUGCGGGGGAAGAGGCCGACACCCCAUGCUGCCCCGUCACAUGCAGAGGCUGGGCAGAGAUCGGGUUGCCCAGUGGGAUAGACCUCAAAGAUUCUGCUGGAACAGUUGUAUCUCCAAUUCUGUAAGGUGGCCUGAUCGCUAUUCUUGGGCUCCGUAUGUCAGCACUGCGGAUUUUACAGUGAAUUGGAGACUGCCUCACUUUUUUGGGCCUUGGAGACUGCCUCACUUUUUUGGGCCUUGGAGACCGCCUCAGUACUGGAACUGGCAACGUGAUAACUUCACACACAACUCUUCUUUUCAUCUCUCUAAUCCUAAUAUGAAAUCCGAGGGAGAUGAACCUUCUUCUAAAAGGAGAAGACACAGUGGUCAGAAUGAUGUUUGCAGUCCUAAAGAAGAAAUUAGCAGCUCUAAUCAGAAUGAAGCAGCCUGUCUUUCUACUCCACCAAAAACUGAAAAAGAAAAUACUGCAAACACAAGAGGCCUGAUCAAAAGACAUUGGGAGUAUUUCUGUCACCAUAGUAAAACAAUGAAGAUUCUUGAAGAUAAGCAAAUUGACCAAAACAAUACAGAAGACAAGGGAAAGUUUGAUUUUACUGUGAUGUCCUACAAUAUCCUUUCACAGAAUUUGUUAGAAGAUAACUCCCACCUGUAUAAACACUGCAGACGGCCAGUGUUAAUGUGGGGUUAUAGAUUUCCCAACAUUCUACGGGAAAUCAAACAACUGGAUGCAGAUGUACUGUGUUUGCAAGAAGUACAAGAGGACCAUUUUGGAAUGGAGAUCAAGCCGAGUUUGGAAUAUUUGGGUUAUCAUUGUGAAUAUAAAAUGAGGACAGGAAGGAAACCUGAUGGCUGUGCUAUUUGUUUCAAAAUUUCCAAAUUUAAUCUUAUCUCUUCAAACCCAGUGGAAUUUUUCCGCCGUGAUAUUCCACUCUUGGACAGAGACAAUGUUGGACUAGUGUUGCUUCUGCAGCCCAGAUUUCACUGUAAAGCUACUGCUGCAGUCUGUAUAGCCAACACUCAUCUGCUGUAUAAUCCAAGGCGAGGGGACAUUAAACUGACCCAACUGGCGAUGUUACUGGCAGAGAUUGCCAGCGUUGCCCAUCAGAAAGAUGGUAGAUUCUGUCCUAUUAUCAUUUGUGGUGACUUCAACUCUGUUCCUGGUUCUCCACUGUACAGUUUUAUAAAGGAAGGAAAGCUGAAUUAUGAAGGACUACCUAUAGGAAAGGUAGGUGUUUGUUUCAUCUCAUGUAAGAAUUAAUGCUGGUGGAAAAGGAAUAUUUUAUGGAGUGACAAUGGCCACCUAUCAUGGUGUGCACCACUCAUCACUUAUCUGGUGCCUCCUCCUGAUCAGUUGUGGGAUUAGCUCUCAAAAUCGUCAUCCCUUCUUGUGGUCACAUGCCAUCACAUUCUCUCUCUCAGGUAUGCAGCUCCUCUCAUCGCUGGAACUGCAGUGUCUUCAUGACGCAACCCUCCGGCUAGGUCACUCAGCAUUCCCCCGUUCAGGAUACAGUCCUUCAAUUCUCUGUCACCCCCAUAGUCUCUGCCAUGCCCUCAGUGACUGGUAGGGGAACCCAAGCUCAUUCACUACUACAAGUUCCAGUCCAGGGACUCUACACACAGCAGUUCUGGGGUUUCCUCUCAUUGCUCCUUCUCUGACUGCUUCCUACAGUUCCUGGUUCCCCUUCUUGUCCUGGGAAUAACAGCACCAAACCCUCUUCCCUUUUCCCAGCAGCAGCCCCUGUCUGUUGCAAGCUUCCUGGCUUUGAACCUGCUUGCAAGCCUGUAGAGUUAAUAGUCCUACCUGACCACCUUAACCCUUUCUAGUUCUGUGUGGAGUUGAGUUUCCAUUAGAAGCCCGAUUUUUGACCUCCACUCUAAAAUCUACAAACAAAGGAAAGUCUGCCACACAAUUGCUGUGCUAAGUCUGAGGCUGACUCAGUGUUUUGUUUCAGAAAUGCAACUUUAACUCCUAAUUUCCUGACUCUAACGUUUUAAAACAUAUAAACAAUUGUUCUUGAAAGUGGUAUAUGUUCAGUUACAGAUAUGUAUCUGGACCUUACCUCUGGCUUAAUUUAGGUCUUGUCUUCAUGUGCACCACAGCUGUAGUGUUUUAGUGAAGACUCUCCUAUGCCAACAGAAGAGCUUCUCCCAUUGGCAUA